AUGCCACUUAAAACUUAUUUAAUAAAUAAAACAAACAAUAGACGAUUUCGACUUGGUGGUAUUUUACGACUGAGUCGCUUACCAGAUAAAAAUCAAUUAUGUCAAAGAUUUCGUCAACAUAUGGUGUUACAAGCUAAUGAACUUCCACCAAAAGUAGAUCUACGAUCACAUAUGACACCUGUUGAAGAUCGAUCCAAAAUUGGCUGCUGUACAGCUAACUGCCUUGCUGGAGCUUAUGAAUAUUUAACAAAGAAAUUCAAUGGUCUUACUACAGAUGUUAGUUGCCUGUUUAUUUAUUAUAAUGCACGAGUUAAAGGUAACAAUUCGGAAUCAAUCGAGGAUACUGGUUGUUCGAUGGCAGAUGCCAUUGAAGCAUUAGAAGAAUAUGGUACAUGUCUUGAAUCGAUUUGGCCUUAUGACACAUCACUUGUGAAUACACGUCCUAAUAAUCAAGCUUAUCAACAAGGAAAAAACCAUAAAAUACAUGACGCACUUAGAAUUGAUAUUGAUUUAAAUGAAAUGAAAUCUUGUCUUGCACAAGGUUUUCCAUUUGCAUUUGGCAUAGAAUUGUUCAGUUCAUUUGAUAAAGCAACACAAACAGGCAUUGUGCCAAUGCCAAAUCCGUGGGAUAGUAGCCGAAAAUCACAUGGGAGUCAUGCUAUGUUAGCUGUUGGUUACACUGACCAAUCAAAAGCAUUUAUUGUUCGAAAUUCAUGGGGAGAAGAUUGGGGUGAUAAAGGAUAUUGUUAUAUUCCAUAUAAUUAUAUGACUAAUUCAGAUUUUUGUUUUGAUGCAUGGACAAUUCGAACGUUAAUGAAUAAUAAAUUUGGUCAAGAACAUUGGUUUUUUGCUGAUGAUUAUAAUUAUCUUGAUGGUAAUCAGAAUCAUUAUUUGAAUGAUACUGAUGAUGAUGAUGAUGAUGAUAAUCAUAUAAUUGAAACGUUGGAUGAAAAUGAUGAUAAUAACAAUGAUGCAUGUAUUAAUAUCAAUCAAGAUAUUUGGUGUUAUGAUAACAAUUCUAGACGCACAAGUUAUAAUAACAAUUCUAGACGCGAAAGUUAUGACUGUUUGAAUUCCUAUCGAAAUGUUGAAAGAAAUUGCUAUUCAAUAAAUGAUGUUAAUUACAAUGAUGAUAAAAAUCAAGAUAAUGAGUAUAAUGGUGGCUUUUUAGAUUUUGAUUAA
Messenger RNA from Rotaria sp. Silwood1, 1182 nucleotides. The record is from the annotation of a GenBank genome assembly. NCBI's taxonomy places the organism in Eukaryota, Metazoa, Rotifera, Eurotatoria, Philodinida, Philodinidae.